Molecule: messenger RNA, 1341 nt
Organism: Cyanistes caeruleus (blue tit)
Lineage: Eukaryota; Metazoa; Chordata; Aves; Passeriformes; Paridae
Source: RefSeq, a predicted model, not a curated record
GGGGAUCAGAGCUAGAUGAUCUCCAAAGCUCCCUUCUACCAGAAACCAUUCUAUAGCUCCUCAAAUAGUUGCUGCCCCUCCCCCAAUGCCCCAGACCCCCCUCCAGCACUCAGAACAUGGAACCCACCGCUCUGUGACAUCAGCCCCGGCACCGAGGGCACCAAGGACACCGUGGCUGCUGUGGGCAUUGCGGCUGUGGCUGUGAUGCUGCACGGAGCCCUCAGUGCUUGCUGCUCACACGAGCCUCUGGCAGCCAUGAACUGGCUCAGCCUCCUCGUCCUGAUGACCGUGGCCGGGCUGGCCCACAGCAUGGAGUACACCUGCGGAGGGUCCUGUGGGUUCCGAGCUCCUGUCUACAACCACAACACUGCUUUUGACUACGGCUUGACACGCAUCGUGGGAGGCACAGAUGCCCUGGACGCAUCCUGGCCAUGGAUCGUCAGCCUCCAGCAUCCCUGGGCACCAUACCUAGGGCAUUUCUGUGGAGGGUCUCUCAUCACUGCAGACUGGGUCCUCACAGCAGCCCACUGCUUCAAAGUGUAUAAUAACAUCAGCAUGGUGUACGUGCUGAUUGGAGCCACCCAGUUGUCUCAGCCGGGCCCUGGGGCCGUAGUGCGCAAUGUCAAGAAGGUGGUGAUACACCCGUACUACAUUUCUGCUGCCAACUACAGCUACGACAUCGCCAUCUUACAAUUGGACCAGCCUGUUCUCUGCAGCCAAUACAUCCAGCUGGCCUGUGUGGCUGACCCUGCCCUAAGGGUCUCAGAGCUCUACAACUGCUGGAUUGCUGGCUGGGGUUACACCACUGAAAAAUCUCAGCAGUCAGCUGAUCGCCUCCAGGAGGCCAAGGUCCAGCUCAUCGAUGUCCAGCUCUGCAACAGCACUGGCUGGCACACAGGGAUUGUGCAACCCCACAACUUGUGUGCUGGUUACCCAGAGGGAAACAUCGACACCUGCCGGGGUGACAGUGGUGGUCCUCUCAUGUGCCAGGACAACAACGCUGAGUACUGGUGGGUCGUUGGAAUAAGCAGCUGGGGAAGAGGCUGCGGCAGACCAAAGUGGCCUGGAGUCUUCGUCUCCACUCAGUACUUCUAUGACUGGAUCGUGUACAACAUGCAUGCACAUGCUAUUGAAAGUGCUUCUUGAGCAGCAGGACAGGCAGGAUCCAGAGCAGGCUGCAGAGUACCUCAACCAUUUCCUGCUGGGGCAAUGCCUGCUGAUCCAAAGGCAGCCUCAGGGUCAAAAACCUGCUCUGUCCUACCCACACUCCUCUCAUCUGCGCACACAGACACUGGAGUUGAUUUAGUUGUUGAAAUAAAGUUCCCUUUGUUCACAACAAAC